UCGAUCCCUCUCCAACUCCUCCCCCGGCGGCGCUAUAUCACGCGGCCGCCGCGAGGAGGCGCGCCCCGUCCCUUCUUACUCGUAGCAGCUGCAGCGGCGGCGGGAGGACGAGCAGGAUGGCGGCGGCGAGGAAGAACGCCGAGGUGCUCGCACUCUUCGACGUCGACGACACCAUCACCGCGCCGCGCAAAGAGGUGUCGCCGGAGAUGCGCGAGUUCAUGAAGCGGCUGCGCGAGAUUGUGAGCGUGGGCCUGGUGGGGGGAUCCGAUCUGGUCAAGAUCUCCGAGCAGCUCGGCAAAUCAGUCAUCACCGAUUACGACUACGUCUUCUCCGAGAACGGUCUGGUUGCGUACAGAAAUGGCGAGCUUAUCGGGACGCAAAGCCUGAAAACGUAUCUUGGAGAUGACCAGAUUAAGGAAUUCAUUAACUUCACUCUUCAUUACAUCGCGGACUUGGAUAUCCCGAUUAAAAGGGGUACAUUCAUAGAGUUCAGGAAUGGAAUGAUCAAUGUGUCGCCUAUAGGGAGGAACUGUAGUCAAGAGGAGCGUGAUGAUUUUGAGAAGUAUGAUAAGGUACAUAACGUUCGGCCUCAAAUGGUCUCAGUACUUCGUGACAAGUUUAGCCACUUGAACCUCACAUUUUCCAUUGGAGGGCAGAUUAGUUUUGAUGUAUUCCCAAAAGGCUGGGACAAAACCUACUGCUUGAGAUAUCUCGAAGAAUUCAAAGAAAUUCAUUUUUUUGGGGACAAAACUUACAAGGGUGGCAAUGAUCAUGAGAUAUUUGAAUCUGACAGAACAGUUGGUCAUACAGUUACCAACCCCGACGACACGAUGCAGCAGUGCAGAUCUAUCUUCCUGUCAAAGUGAUUACCAGACACUUGUCCCAUUUACAUUCAUCUGUUUACAUUCAGAGAAACAUAUGUACUAUAGUGUGCUAGGUUCAGGUACAGGAACUAGAAAUAGGAAAGAAAAAAACAUUUUACCGUUCCUUGAGAUUGUGUGUUUCAUCCAAUAUUUACUAUUCUUGAUACACAUGGUCUUUCGUUAUGGGACAUACAUUUGACAUAGAGCUUUCCAAGAAAAAAAUGCUUCAGUAUUUGUGAAGAGAGCAUACACCAACCAAUACUUCUAUGCAUGUAAGCCUUUUCCACUUCCUAUUUUCACUUCUCAAUCCGAAUCCCAAAGGUCAUUUUGUAGCUCCAAUUCCAAUCAAUUGUGCACAACACAUGCAUGAGAAGAUCGGCUAAUGACAUGGAUUUGUAUAAGAAGUAUGAUGUGGAUAAUUGCAAGGAUUAA
Molecule: messenger RNA, 1295 nt
Organism: Triticum dicoccoides
Lineage: Eukaryota; Viridiplantae; Streptophyta; Magnoliopsida; Poales; Poaceae
Product: phosphomannomutase-like
Exons: 10
Coding region: 117-866 (249 amino acids)
Biological process (GO): mannose metabolic process; protein N-linked glycosylation; GDP-mannose biosynthetic process
Cellular component (GO): cytosol
Molecular function (GO): phosphomannomutase activity
Source: RefSeq, a predicted model, not a curated record